AUGGCGGACGCAGAGGCUGAGAGGAAGGCCAAGGCCGAGAGGGCCAAGAAGCUUGCAAGAGGCGGAGGUCUGGAGAGCUUGCUCCUGCAUGCAGGCGCGGCAGUGCGGAGAGGGAAGGGUGCGAGAGCCGACCCAGAUCACCUCACAUCAGCUACCAGUCGAUUCAUCGUAGCUAACGCCCAGCUCGCAGCGCGACGAAAACAGAAAGCCGCAGCGGCAGCGUCCACCCCCGACGAGUCUGUUGCCGACUCGCGAAGAACGAGCGUAGAUGCCACGCCUGCCGAGACACCUGCCGAGACGCCGACACCGCCUGCCGAGCCCGCCGAGUCAACGGAGCCCGAGCCAAUACCGCCCGUCGAAGUCAAGGAGGAAGUGAAAGCCGUCGUCUUCGAGAAUGGCGCGGGUAGUGCGGACACGGCGAAGUUGGAGAAGGAGCUGAAGGAGUUGAAGGAGCGGAUAUCGGCCCAGAACGCCGAGAUUGAGCGGCUCAAGAGUAGCGAGAGCGCUACCAAGGACGCGGUCAAGGAGGGUACGAGACUCGCCGAGGUCGAGAAACAGCUCAAGAGCGCCAAGGAGGCGGAGACGAGUCUGAAGAGCGAGCUCGAGAAGCUCAAGACUACCAAACUCGCUGCGCUCGAGAAGGACCUCGCCGCCGCGAAGAGCUCCGAGACGACUCUGAAGUCGGAGCUCGAGAAGCUCAAGACUGUAGGCUCCACUACGCAGGUGCCAUUGCUGACCCCAGGCCGCCUCCGACGCUGCCUCAAGCGAGAAGACGAAACUGACCGCCCUGGAAACCGAGCUCGCCGCGCACAAGGCGCGGGAAUCCGGCCUGCAAGACGAGAUAAAGGAACUCAAGGCUACGGGGAGAAGACGGCGAUCGAGCUCGGCAAGACGAAAGAUCUGCUCGAGGCUGCGCAAAAGUCGCAGAAGAGCCUGGAGGAGGAAGUCGCCAAGCUCAAGACGACGUCAGCCAAUGACGCGAGCAAGGCGGGCAAGCAGCUCGUCGCGAUCGAGAAGCAGCUCGAGGAGGCUAAGACUGCUGCUGCUACGAAGGAGGCGGAGCUCGAGAAGCUGAGGAGCGUGAGUUUGCAUAACUGUUGUCGAACUGACGCCCAGUCGAGUGCCGAGUCCACUUCCAAGGCAGAGAAGGAGCUCGCGGCUGCCAAGAAGGAGAUCGAGACGCUGAAGAGCAGCAGCAGCAAGGCGGAGAAGGACCUCGCCGCUGCCCGGAAGCAGCUUGAUGAGCUCAAGGCCGAGUCCUCCGCUGCGUCCAAGAAGUCCACGACCGAGCUUUCCGAGGCCAAGUCCGCUCUCGCCGCAGCGGAGAAGACGCAGGCAGACCUAAAGGCGCAGCUCGAGAAGGCUCAGGCCGCCUCGACGUCAGCGGAGAAGGAUGCCUCUGGUCGGCAGAAGGAGUUUGAAGACCUCAGCAAGGCCAAGACGGAGCUCGAGGCGGAGCUGAAGAGUGUCAAGGGCGAGGAGGCAAAGGCUCUCGCGACUGCCAAGACUCAGCUCGAGGCGCAGCUCAAGGACGCAAAGGUGGGUUAUCCGCGCGACUUCGCUAACCCCCAGGCUCAGGCUGAGAAGCUCGCUGCGCUCGAAAAGUCUAAAGCCGAGACGGAGAAGGCCAAGACUGAACUGGAGAAGACAAAGGCUGAGCUUGAGAAGCAGCUGAAGACCGCUACGGCUGGUAAGAUCUCUGGUCUCAACGAUGAGCUCAAGGUCGCCAAGGCCGAAGCCGCCAAAGUGUCCAGUCUCAACGACGAGCUCAAGGCUGCCAAGAACAAGGCUCUGGCCGAGAGCAAAACGGCGCUUGAAAAGCUCGAGGUCGAGCACAAGAACGCUCUCUCCGACCGGGACAGCGCGCGCGCCUCCGCCACCGAGCACGAGAAGAACCUGAAGGCUCUCCGGGAGAAGCUCGACUCUGCAUCGUCUGCAUCGUCCGACCAAGCGGCGCUCAUCGAGUCGCUGCGCAGUGAGGCGCAGGCCGCGACCGCCAAGACCAAGGAGCACGAGGCGGCGCUCAAGGGCCUGCGCGGAGAACUCGAUGCCGCGCGCGCUGCUACCAAAUCAGCGGCCUCUCAGGCCGAGAAGGAGGCCAAGGAGCACGAGCAGGCCCUUGCUGCCCUGCGUGAGGAGCGCGACAAGGCGAACGCAAAGGCGACCGAGCACAGCAAGCGCGCCGACGCCGCGGUCCUGUCGCACAAGGACGCGACCUCGAAGGCUGCAGAGGAGCACGAGGCCGCCCUCGCCGCCCUGCGGAAGGAGCAUGAGGCUGCGCUUGCGUUGCACAAGGGCGACCACGACAAAGCGAUUGCGGUGCUGAAGAAGGAGCUCGGCGACGCGGCGUCGACGACGCAGAAGAGCCACGAGGACGCCCUCACUGCGCUCCGCAAGGAUCGCGACGAGCGCCUGGCCAAGGCCGAGGAGAUGCACAAGGCCGCCCUUGCUGCGCUUGAGAAGAAGCAUGCAGACGCGAGCAAGGGCCACGAGGACGCCUCGGCUGCUCUGAAGAAGGGUCACGAGGACUCCCUCAGCAAGACAAAGGCGGAGCACGCCGCUGCUCUCAAGGCCCUUGAGGACCGCGCCGCCGCCGCAGAGAAAAAGCACGCCGACGUGUUCAAGCAGCACGAGGCCGUGACGAAACAGCACACCGAGGCGGAGAAGAAGGCGACCGAGCUCGAGGCAGCCCUCGCCAAGCUGAAGAAGGAAGGCGAGGAGCGCCUCUCGUCCAUGAGCAGCGAGCAGGCCGCUGCGCUCAAGACGGCCGAGGACAAGUUCCUGGCCCAGCAGAAGGAGCACGCCGGCGUCCUCAACAAGCUGAAGGAGGAGCACGCCAGUGUCCUCUCCAAGCUAAAGGAGGAGCAUGCCGCUGCUGUCCAGAAGUCUGCCGGCGAGACGGACGCGGCGAAGAAGGCGCACGACCAGGCCAAGGCGCAGCACGACGCGGCCGCCAAGCAGAUGGCGGACCAGAUCGCCGCGCUCAAGAAGGAGGCUGCGGCCGCCGACGCCGCGGCCGUCGAGGAGAAGAAGCGCACCGACAGCGCCCUCGCCGAGUCUGAGAAGAAACUGGCCGAACUCGAGAAGCAACUCGAGGAUGCCAAGUCCAGGGCGGCAGAGGAGAAGAAGGCGGCCGCCGCCGCCCUCGCCACGGCGAAGAAGGACGCCGAGGCUGCAGACACUGCAGCGGUGGAGGAGAAGAAGCGGACUGAUGCCGCCCUCGCCGCUGCCCAGAAGGAGUUUGACGAUCUGAAGUCCAAGGCCGCCGAGGAGAAGAAGGCCGCAGCUGCUGCUCUCGCCACGGCCAAGAAGGACGCCGAGGCUGCCGACACUGCCGCGGUUGAGGAGAAGAAGCGUGCCGAUGCGGCGCUUGGUGAAGCUCAGAAGGAGAUUGAGUCUGCAAAGGCGGCUGCGGCCGAGCAGAAGAAGCAGUCCGAGGCGACGCUCGCCGAGGUCCGCUCCAAGCUCGGCGCGACGCAGUCCCAACUCGAGCAGAACGCCAAGGACCACGAGGGCACGCUCUCCGCGCUAAAGAAGCAGGCCGCGGACACUGAGGCCGCUCUCCGCUCCCAGCUCUCCGAUGCGAAGGAGCAGGCCGCCGGCGCCGUCGCCUCGAUCGGUGAGCUCGAGAAGGAGCUCACCUCGGCCAAGAAGGAGAUUGGCGAGAUGCAAGUCGCGCGUGACUCCCUUGAGAGCAAGCUGUCCGCGCAGCUCGCUCAGGGCCAAAAGGCUCUUGACGCGGCCAAGAAGGCAACCGCCACCGCCGAGGAGAAGGGCAAGAAGCUCGACGCGCAGCUGCAGGAGACUAAGGCAAGUCUCGCCGCGGCCGAGAAGAAGGGCGCCGAGCAGGCCGAGGCGGGCAAGGCGCUCCAGGCGCAGCACGACGAGACCAAGUCUGCCCUCACGGCUUCGGAGAAGAAGGCGUCGCAGGCUGAGGAGUAUGGUAAGCACCUCUCCUCCAAGCUCGCGGAGACGGAGAGCAGCCUCGACGCGGCCAAGAAGAGCAUUACACAGCACGAGGAGAGCGGCAAGAAGCUCUCUGCCGAGCUGCAGGACAUCAAGACUGCGCUCACUGCCGCUCAGAAGAGUGGAUCUGAACACGAGCAGACGUCCAAGAAGCUCUCCGCCCAGCUCGAGGAGACCCAAACGCAGCUAGGUGAGACGCAGCGAUUGCUCUCCGAGGCCGAGAAGCGCGGAACGGAGCACGAGGAGGCGAUCAAGAACCUUCAGGCUCAGUACGAUUCCACCCAGCAAUCGCUGAAGGAGAGCCAAGGCAGGACCGCCGAGCUCGAGGAGGACCUGGCCGCUUCUAAGAAGCAGGCCGAGGAGCACACUGCGACUAUCGUCAAGCUCAACGGUGACCUCGACGCGAGGGCCAAGGCCAUUCAGGGUCACGAGAGCACCAUCGCCGGCCUGAAGAAGGACCUCGAGGCGUCCAGGGCUCAGACGGCCGAGCAGGUAGCUGCGGGCAAGAAGCUCAGCGGUGAGCUCGAUGUCGCCCGGGCCACGAUCACCGAGCGCGAGGGCACGAUCGCGGCGCGCGGAGAGGAUCUCGAGGCUGCCCGCGAGUCCAUCGCCGGCCACGAGGAGACCAUCAAGGCCCUCAACUCCGAUCUCGACGGGUCCCGGAGGACGGUCAAGGAGCGCGACGCCACGAUCGCCGCCACGGCCGCCGACCUCGCUAAGACCCACUCCGAGCUCGGCAACCGCACGAAGGAGCUCGAGGGCGAGCGCACCACCGUCGCUGAGAAGGAGAAGGCCAUCGCUGGUCUCCGCUCCGACCUUGAGAAGUCCCAGGGCACUAUCAAGGAGCGUGAGGCUACGAUUACCACCCACGUCAACGAUCUGAAGGCUGUCCGUGCCGAGCUCGAUGCGUCCAGGAAGGCGACUGCCGACACUGAGCAGAAGCUCGCCGCGACAACCAAGGAUCUCGAGACAUCUCGCGGCGAGUCCGCGUCCCUGCAGGAGGAGCUCCAGAGGGAGCGCACUGCUGCAAAGGAAGCGGCGGAUGCUGCUGCCGAAACCCAGGCGCAGCUGAAGAGCGAGCUCGAGGCUGCCGCCGCCCAGGCGACCGAGGACGAGGCGGCGCGUAAGAAGCUCAAGGCCGACCUCGACUCGGCGCGUAAGCGUGCUGCGCAGCACCAGGUCACGAACAAGUCGCUCGAGAAGAAGCUCGCUGGUUCUCAGGCGACAAUCGCUGAGCGCGACGAGAGCAUUACCACGCUCACUGGCGAGCGUGACUCUCUGAAGACUAAGGGAGAAGAGCAGACUGCUGAAAUUGCCUCGCUCCGCUCCACCAAGGCGGAGCAGGAGGGCAGCAUCGCGCACCUGCAGGCCGACCUUGCCAAGACGCAGAAAACUGCGUCCGAGCACGAAUCGGCUGCUAACAACCUCCGCGCCGAACUCGCCAAGGAGCGCGACACGCACACGGCCACCGCCAAGAAGCUCGGUGCCGACCUCACGGCCGCGAAGAAGGCGCACGAGGACGCUGUCGCCAAGCUCGAGGCGCAGAUGGACAACGAGCGCAAGCAGGCCGCCGACGCCAGCAGCAAACUGCUCGGGGAGCUGAAGGAGGCGAAGCGCGAGCGCGACGAGACCGUGGCUCAACUGAACGGCCAGCUCGACGAGACGCGCAAGGAGCGCGAGAGCAUCGUGACCAAGCUGAACGGCGAGCUCGAAGACGAAAAGCAGGCUCGCGCUGCGGACGUCGCCAAGCUGAACGCCGAUGUCGAUGCGGCCCACAAGCAGCGCGAGGAGGCUGUCGCCAAGCUCAAUGCCAAGCUCGCGCAGGCCAAGGAAGCUCACGAAGCCGCCGCCCAGACGGCCCGUGGCGAGCUGCACAAGGCCAAGACGGCGCACAGCAACGAGGUUGCGGCCAUGACGACGGCAGCGCAGAACGCGAAGGAGAAGCACGAUGCGGUCGUGCUGGCGCUGAACGGCGAGCUGAACGACGCACGCCAGACGCACGAGGCCGAGGUUUCCGCGCUCUCCGACACGCUCGAGAAGGUGCGCAAGGAGUAUGACACGGUGCGGUCCAAGCUGCAGAGCGAGAUCGAGUCGCUGCAGUCGCUGUCCGCGAAGCAGACCGAGGCCGUCGAGGCUCUCAAGAAGGACCUCGACUCGGCGCAGGCCGAGGCGGCGGAGCGCAAGGCCGCCGGCGAGCAACUUGCCGAGGAGUUGGAUGCCAGCCGCGCUGAGGCGGCCAGCCGGAGGGCCAACGAGGAGAAGCUCACUGCCGAGCUCGAGCAGACGCGCACUGAGCACACGUCGGCGAUGGAGGGCCUCCGGAGCGUGGCGGACCGACACGAGGAGACGUCCAAGAAUCUCCGCUCCGAGCUCGACCUCGCACACAGCAGCCACAAGGCGGCCGCUACCAAGCUGCAGAAACAGCUCGAGGCGACGCAGAACUCGUCAAACGAGCACGAAGCGAACGCCGCCAAGCUCGCGUCCGACCUCGAGGCGGCGAAGAAGGAGAGUGCUGAGCGGCACGAGCUCGGCGAGAAGCUGCGCUCCGAUCUCGAGGCGUCUCGCGCCGAGUCCAAGAAGCACGAGACCUCUGCCCUCAACCUCCGCGCCGAGCUCGAGUCGGCUCAGGCGACCAACGAGCAGCUCGAGGCCGACGCGGCGCAGCUCCAGUCCGACCUGGAGGCGGCGCAGAGCACGUCGAGCGGCCACAAGGCUGUCGUCGAUAAGCUGAAGGGCGACCUCGUCAAGCUCCGCCAGACUUAUGCGGAGCAAGAAGGCGCUCUCCGGCGCGAGCUCGAGGCGUGGCACGCGUCGAGCUCAGAGCAGGCCAUGGGCCAGGCAUCCCUCCAGACGGACCUCGACGCCGAGCGCGCCAUGACGGCGCAGCACGAGGCGACGAUCCGCUCCCUGCGCGGCGACCUCGAGCGCCUCCGCGCCUCCGCGCGACCAGCCAUGGCCGGGCGGCGCAUUUCCGCCGCAAAGCCGGAAACGCUCGAGGCGCUGGAAGCAGCGCACGCGCUCGAGGUGUCGGAACUGAACGCGAAGAUCCGGCAACUGCAGGAGGAAUCGCACGCCGCGACGACAAAGGCGCACGAGCUCUCCCGCCAACUCGCCGACGUGCGAUCGCCAGGCGAAGGGGGCUUGUUCUUCGCCUCCGCCCCUGGACCUUCCGAGACGGCGUCCACGCGGUCAUUCACGCCCACGUCUUCGCGCCCAAGCAGUCCCCUGCGCCGGCGACCGGUCGACGCCGACCUCCCCGCCAGCGUGCGGCAUAAGCGUGCCGUGAGCUUGAAUGCGCUCAAGGCGCGCAUGGGCGUGGACACGAGACGACGACACUCGGCGACCCUGAAAUCGUUACAGGAGGACGGAGACGGAGAUGUGCCCGAACGCAGCCAGACGCCCGGGGAGGAGGGACGGAGAGAGACGGCGAGGAGGAUGGAGCAGUUCGGGGACGAGAUUGUGUACUGCUGCUCGGCGUGUCAGGGCGAGCUGGUGGCACUGUAA
This is a messenger RNA of Trichosporon asahii var. asahii CBS 2479, 7470 nucleotides long. Its product is annotated as viral A-type inclusion protein. NCBI's taxonomy places the organism in Eukaryota, Fungi, Basidiomycota, Tremellomycetes, Trichosporonales, Trichosporonaceae. Bases 1 to 7470 code for a protein of 2489 amino acids. The record is from RefSeq and is a predicted model, not a curated record. The transcript is spliced from 11 exons.